GAUUAGAAAAUGACUACUCCAAAGACCAAAACAGCAAGAGAGAGCCAAGACAGAGAAAAAAAAGAGAAUAGUAAUAAUGUUAUAGUAUAUGGUUAUAGUUAUAUAGCUAUCUAUGCUUUUGGUUUUAUCUAUCUUCGCAGAAAAUGAAAAUCAAACAAACAAGAAAGCAUACAUCACAAGUUUGAACCUCUUGCAUUAGUUUAUAUAGUUUUCUUUUUCAAGCUUUAAAUAUUUUUGGUUUCAUUCAAGUUUGGUUUAUGGAUUUUUCUUGUCUUUUGGCUGAACGAUACACUCAGCCAAGUAGCCAACAACUCUCUCUUUAAAGAACCAUCCAAAAGAAUUUAUGUUCACUUUCUUGGCUUUUGCUAAUCUUAAACCAUUGUUUUCUUCCUUGUACUGACUGAAACUAAUAAAAACCUUUGAAAGUUAGUGGUUUUUUUCUUCUUCUCUUUCACUUUCUUGGCCUUAUUACUAUAUAGUUUCUUAUCACUUUUUUCUAAUAUGCAAAUGAUUCCUGGUGACCCUUUUUCACUAUCCACUUCACUUGGAGGGUUUACUACUCAAGAGCAAAACACAAACCCUAACCCUAAACCUAAUGCUCCUUCUGUCCCCAAGAAGAAGAGAAAUCUUCCAGGAACACCAGAUCCAGAUGCCGAGGUCAUUGCUCUCUCACCGAAGACACUCAUGGCAACAAACAGAUUCAUCUGUGAAAUAUGCAACAAAGGGUUCCAAAGAGAUCAAAACCUUCAACUACAUAGAAGAGGACACAACCUUCCAUGGAAGCUUAGACAGAGAUCCAACAAAGAUGUUAUCAAGAAGAAAGUUUACAUCUGUCCAGAGAAGACCUGUGUCCACCAUGACCCUUCAAGAGCACUUGGUGACCUCACAGGUAUAAAAAAGCACUUUAGUAGAAAGCACGGUGAGAAGAAGUGGAAAUGUGAAAAAUGUUCCAAAAAAUAUGCAGUCCAAUCUGAUUGGAAAGCUCAUACAAAAACAUGUGGUACAAGAGAAUACAAAUGUGACUGUGGCACCCUCUUCUCAAGAAAGGAUAGUUUCAUUACACAUAGAGCCUUUUGUGAUGCAUUGGCAGAAGAGAGUGCAAGAGUAACUUCAGUUACAACAACAAAUCUAAAUUUUAAGAAUGAAGAAGGUAGUGCUAUGAUGAAUCCACAUUCACAUUCACAACAUGGUUUAUCACAUGGAAUACUUCAAAAUAUAGGUGGAAUUCCACAUCCACAAUUUGGCUCACAUGGAUUUCAUCAUGUAGAUUUCAAUGGAAUUGGAAACAAAAACACUAUGAUUAUGGAGCAACAAAGGCCAAGUUUAUCACUUUGGUUAAACCAAGGGAAUCAUGAAAUGGGACAAAGUUCUAAUUCCCUUUUUGGUUCUUCUGGUUUAUCUGAGAUAGUUCAAAUGGGAAAUGCUGCUACUAAUAAUAAUAAUAAUAAUGCCUUGAUUUGUUCUUCUUCAUCAUCAAUGUUUGGUAUACCUGCUUCAAAUUCAACAUCUGCUGCAAAUCUUUCUCUAUCAAAACCUGCUUCUUCCGGUUCUGUUACUGUUUCUGCUACACCAAUGUCAGCUACUGCUCUUCUGCAAAAAGCAGCUCAAAUGGGUUCAACUAGAAGCAAUACUAGUAAUGAUAAUAACAACCCUUCCAUUUUUAGUUCUAGUUUUGGUGUAAUGACAUCACCUUCUUCUUCUACUAGUUCAGCUAUGUUGGGAAAUAGUAGUGCAGGUGCAGCUGCUAAUGCUAAUUAUAGCUCAAAUAGUAGUUUUGAUCAAUUUUUUAUGCAUGGACCACAAAGUGAUCAACAAGGGAAAUUGAAUAUUAUGCACCAUGGUGGUUCUGGUUCUGGUUCAAACUCUAUGGAUCAAGUACAACAUAGUAAUUUGACAAGAGAUUUUCUUGGUGUGAGUGGUGGAGGAAGAACUGGUCCACCUCAGUUUCUACCUCAAGAGAUAGCAAAAUUUGCUUCUUCCAUUCAAUUCACAGGUAAUCAGUGAAGUUAUUAUGUUCAAAUUGAAGUUGAGGGUUUAUUGGGAAAUUCAUUGAAGUUUUUGGUGUUUGGUGAGAACUUGUUUAGUGUAAUAGGAGUACUUUUGAGGGAUUAACAAACAAACAAACAGUUCAGAAAGGUUUGUGUGGGGACAGGGGGGGUCCACACUGCAUGUAUUUGAAGGAAUAGUGAACACAACCCAAGUCAUGCAUGUUUGUCCUAGUAAAAUGGUUAAUGUUGUUUUAUCUUCUAUCUUAACCUUGUCAUCGUUUAUAAUUUGU
Medicago truncatula (barrel medic) is the source of this 2278-nucleotide messenger RNA. Its product is annotated as zinc finger protein JACKDAW. Gene Ontology annotation, cellular component: nucleus. The transcript has 3 exons. Bases 502 to 2004 code for a protein of 500 amino acids. The record is from RefSeq and is a predicted model, not a curated record. Gene Ontology annotation, molecular function: DNA-binding transcription factor activity. NCBI's taxonomy places the organism in Eukaryota, Viridiplantae, Streptophyta, Magnoliopsida, Fabales, Fabaceae.